UUUAGUCCAAUGGCUUAAUCACGACACCACUGAAGCCGGUGUCAUGGGUGCGCAACAUGAAUUCACGAAAGCGGGUCGAUUAGGGGAAGUAACUCUGCUGAAGCUAAUGAUGGCGUCCAGGUCGGCUGACAGCCUAUGGCCACCGCCCCGGGUCCCGCUGCGCGAUGUGUCUAUGAAGAACUACAUGGAGAAGCAGCUCACAGAGUUACACUACUCCUCAUCCGGAUUCAACUUCAAUGACAAGCUCGUCGCCUUCAUACUCGGAGCCUUCGUUCUCAUCAUCCUCCCCUUCAUUCAUAUUGGUAUAUUUUACAAAAUGAUCUGGGUGCCAGACAAACCCCCGAUAGACCGGUCAGGCUGUACCUGCUCCUGUUUCGACACAGUGUUCAGAGGUCGCUAUGAAAACCCGGGCCCUGUGACGUACAAACACGUGUACUUCAACGCGACAUCUGAGACGUUCAAGAUCUGGGGCUUCACGGUCGUCUUCGUCCUGCUGUGCUACGAGAGCAUCAAGUACCUGGUGUCCCUGUUCCGCCGUGGACUCGUGCGCUGGUCCAUGUUCGCGCUGUACCUCAUCAACAUCUACCCGCACUACUACAGCUGGUGGUCAUUCUUCAGCUACUACAACGAGGCCUUCUACACCUACUUCAAACACCACAUGUUCUUCACCCUCACGGAGGUCAUCGCCACGGCGAUCGUGCUCAACCUGUGCAACAGCAGCAACGACAUUUCCUCGUGGAAGAUCUCAACGAUCACCACGAUAAACCUCGUCCACAUCAUGGUGAGUGGCUCGGACCAGUUCAUCAGGCACGUGUGGCACGGCCACGGCACAGCAUUCCAGAACACACGCAACGUGGCGCUGAUGGUGCCAGACGUCCUGCACAUCAUCAUCCCCGUGGUCGUCUUCCUACGGUGGUCCAAGGCGAAGGGCAUCCCCUUCUCACAGCUGUGCUACAAAGAGGAGAUCAUGAUGUGUGCUCUACUCACAUUGCUUGGGACGGUCGUUGGGCGUGUUCUCUGAAUCUGACGUAACUUUACUCUCACAUUACCAGGCAACCUAUGCAAUUGCCCAUAAUUACCAGGUAUAAAUACAGAAAUGGACUUGUAAAGAAGAAAUCAUGAUGUCCACUUUACUCACCUCACUUGGGACGGUCGUUGGGCGUGUUCUCUGAAUCUGACGUAACUUUACUCUCUCAUUACCAGGCAACCUAUGCAAUUGCCAAUAAUUACCAGGUAUAAAUACAGAAAUGGACUUGUAAAGAAGAAAUCAUGAUGUCCACUCCACUCACCUCACUUGGGACGGUCGUUGGGCCUGAAUCUGAGGUGACUUUACUCGCACAUAAUUACCAGAGCUCGUGCUUAUAAAACUUUUAUGGAGUCCAGACUCAAUCUCUAAUGAUGUCACACGCAUACAAUUUGUAUGUCGUUUAUUUUCUCAGAUUCUGUUAGUCUCAAGUCUAGAGUGUAAAAGCUUUAAAAGCUCCAGUCCUGGGCCCGUGCUUAUAAAACUUAAAGUCUAGACUUUAACGUAAUGCUAUUUGAAUGGCGUUGCCAUGACCUUA
Messenger RNA from Gigantopelta aegis, 1562 nucleotides. RefSeq lists its product as uncharacterized. The record is from RefSeq and is a predicted model, not a curated record. The transcript is spliced from 4 exons. Lineage: Eukaryota; Metazoa; Mollusca; Gastropoda; Neomphalida; Peltospiridae. Bases 44 to 1021 code for a protein of 325 amino acids.